Messenger RNA from Galeopterus variegatus (Sunda flying lemur), 683 nucleotides. It is a transcript of the gene MAGEB5, whose product is annotated as melanoma-associated antigen B5. Gene Ontology annotation, cellular component: nucleus. Gene Ontology annotation, biological process: negative regulation of transcription by RNA polymerase II. NCBI's taxonomy places the organism in Eukaryota, Metazoa, Chordata, Mammalia, Dermoptera, Cynocephalidae. The record is from RefSeq and is a predicted model, not a curated record.
GAUCUAAUGAAGGUGAUAACAGCAAAGAUGAAGAAUAUCCAUGCUGCUCAGAGGCCUCUACCUUUGAUGAGAGCCUAUAUAAGGACUGUCUGAUCGUGAAAGUGGGUUUGUUGGAGGAGUUCCUCCUAUCCAAGCACAAAAUGAGUCAACCCAUUAUGAAGGCAGAGAUGCUGAAGAUUGUUGAUGUGAUGCACGAGGAUCAGUCUGAGAUCCUCAAGAUGACUUCUGAGCAAAUCGAGGUGGAUUGUGCAGUGGAUGUGACUGAAAUCGACUCAACCUGUCACUGGUUUGACCUUGUGAGCAAACCAAAACUCCCCAGCAAUGGAAGAAUUCAUGCUGGUAGAGGGUUACACAAAACACGUCUCUGUAUGAAUCUCCUGGGUGGGAUCUUUGUGAAGGUCAACUGUGCCCCUGAGGAAGACAUCUGGAAAUUCCUGAGUAUCAAGAGAGUAUAUUCUCGACAGAAGCACUUCAUCUAUGGAGAGCGCAGGAAACUCAUCACCGAAGUUUUGGUGAGGCUUAAGCUCCUGGAGUACCAGCUGGUGCCCAACGGUGAUCCUCCAUGCUACAAAUUCCUGUGGGGUCCAAGAGCCCACGCCAAAAACGGCCAAAUGAAAGUCCUCGAGAUUGUGGCCAAGGUCAAUGAUACUGUUCCUAGUGCCAUCUCAACACUGUACGAAGAA